AUGCCGCCGAAAGCGAAAGUGAGAACCACCAAUCGAAAGCAGGCAGAGCCAACAAUUAAAGCCUUCUCUGCGAAUCCUUCAAUAUUGAAGAUAUUCGAGGACGUCGUCGCUGCGCACUCGAGCUUAGUCGGAAGUCACAUCGAGGAGUUUUGCCGAAAUGUCGACACAGUAAUAACAAAUAAAGUUGCACCAGAAGUAUCAGAAAAGUUAAGAAACGCUAUCUGCGGUGAUUUGGAACAUCUCAUUGCUCCUGUCCAAAAUAAAAAGACUGCCGCUUCACGAGCAGCUCGAAAUGUGGCAAGUGCUACGUCUAGAAGUAAGGAAGACGUCCGUCGACAAAUGAGUCAAAGUCCAGAAGAAGAUGUCGUACAAAGUGAAACAGCGGAGCCAGAGGAUCAUGCUCAUACUGAUAUGGAUGUGGACGACGCCUCGGAGGCUCUCAGACCGGAACCAGUGACACCAAGAAUUAACUCGGCAAUGAGCGACAGAAAUUUCGAGGAGGUUGUCGUUCCAAGCACAUUGAUUCGUAUGCAGCAACUCAGCAUUUCAAGGAAAACCGACGAGCAACAACCUUCAAGUCUCGCUCGAAACGCUGCAUACAGUGGUACUCCGCGAAGAAAUCCACCACGAGAAGCACACAGCACGCAUGCGACUCCUCGUAACAUCUUCUCAGCCACUCCGACAAGAGCAAAUGGAACUCCAGCACGAGCAGCUGUCGUGGCACCAAGAACUCCUCAUAGAGCAGUAUUCCAAGAAACGGAGAAAGAUCAAGAGAAGAAACAGAAGCACGCUGAAGACUUGCGACAACUAGUUUUAGAUCAAAAGCGAGAGAAAGCUAGGAAAGAGGAAGUGAAGCGGAUGGCUGUGAUGGAACGAAAGAAUGAGAUGGAGAGAGCGCGACGGGAGAAGAUUGAAGAGAUGAGGAAGAAAGAAGAGCGUACCGCGAACUUCCAGAAAAAUAUGAGGGAAGGAAAAUCCCCAACGAGAGCUCGUCCGAAUCCUGAAGCGAAGACUCCGCAGGCCAAGAAACCUGUAAGCCGCAAAGUGUUUGCAGCAGCUGCGGACGGUGCAUCAACGCCAGGACGAGGACCAGCCAAGAAGGGACGAGUUGAACUGACGACCGGAAAAGGAGGGCAGAACGUGGUUACUGUCGCUCAACCUACUGUACAAAUUUCGCCUUCGCGAAAUCUUCCAAGAAAUGCUCUUCGGCAAGUGAAAGAUGAGCCAGUAGACAUGGAGUUAGACGAAACGCCACCACCGCCACGUCCACAAAAACCGAAAGCAAAGGCAAAGCGAUCUCAUCCAACCACAACAGCUUCCACUUCUUCAAAGCCGUCUGCAGAAGAAGAUGCUGAUGCGAAGCUUCGAGCUGAACAAGAGCGAUACCUGAUGCAGCAAGCAGCUGAAGCCAAGGAAGCUAAGGCUUUGGCUGAAGCUCAAGCCGCAGCGCAGGCUGAAGAACAAAAGAAACUGAAGGAGAAGAAGGCUGCAGAGGAGAAGGCAGAAGCUGCACGACGAAAACACGCUGAAGAAGAGAAAGAACGUUUACUCGCAAUUCAAAAAGAAGAAGAAACGCGACUACGUGAACAGCAAGCCAGAGAAGAAGCUGAACUUCAAGCAACACUUGCCAAGCAAGCAGCAAAAAAAGCGAAGCAAGAGGCUUCUGGACAGACGCCUCCACCGACAGUCUACCAGAUGACUCCGCCGCGUACUUAUCAAGCCAAUUCGAAGAACGACUAUGGAUUGCAUGAUUUGAACAGUGACGACGAAACCGAUCAAGAAGACGAUCCGAGAAAGGAAGUCCCAGCAUGGGCGGAUUUUGCUGUGGUUCGAGAAAACGUGCGGCGACACGUUAUUAGGCCACCGUUCGAUAUUUCUGCAUUCUUUGGAGAGAUCGAAAAACCAAAUCUGAAAGAGAUCUUCGGUGACGCGGUCAAAACGAAGAAGCGUGGCUCAUCGGCUGUCUGGAGGUCACCGGCCGGUGGAAACGCACUCCGAACUGCGCUUUCAGACAUUUCUGAGUAA
Molecule: messenger RNA, 2025 nt
Organism: Caenorhabditis remanei
Lineage: Eukaryota; Metazoa; Nematoda; Chromadorea; Rhabditida; Rhabditidae
Exons: 5
Coding region: 1-2025 (674 amino acids)
Biological process (GO): metaphase chromosome alignment; meiotic spindle midzone assembly; positive regulation of protein serine/threonine kinase activity
Cellular component (GO): kinetochore; midbody; meiotic spindle midzone
Molecular function (GO): protein serine/threonine kinase activator activity
Source: RefSeq, a predicted model, not a curated record